Molecule: messenger RNA, 20425 nt
Organism: Porites lobata
Lineage: Eukaryota; Metazoa; Cnidaria; Anthozoa; Scleractinia; Poritidae
Source: the annotation of a GenBank genome assembly
AUGGAGCUUAAAAACAACUGUCAAGUUCUUACUUUUGAUCAAGUUAAUCGACUUCACAACGUUCUCAAUCAAACCGUGUUCAUUCACGGCCGAGGAAAUUUUCCUACACUCGAGGUGCCUCUGAAAGACUUGGUAGAGACAGUGACAGCAGGUCUAAAGGACGAAGGAUUGAAAGUGCGAGACCUACGAUUGAAUGGAAGCACUGCCAGUAAUAUUCUAAGCCGAGAGGCUAACUGUUCCUACAACGAUAUCGAUCUGAUCUUUGGUGUGGAGAUUCGCUCGAAUUCCCACUUGCAGCAAAUUAAGUGUGUCGUAUUGAACUCGCUUCUCAACUUCUUCCCCAGCGGCGUUUCGAAGGAACGAAUGAAUAGCUGCACUCUCAAGGAAGCUUAUGUCCACAAAAUGGUCAAAGUCUCCACUGACAACGAUCGAUGGUCGCUCAUUUCUCUCUGGAACAACGAGGGCAAGAAUGUCGAACUUAAAUUUGUCGACUCGAUGCGUAGGCAGUUCGAGUUUUCGGUUGAUUCGUUUCAGAUUAUCCUCGAUUCGUUGCUUGGCUUCUACAAGCUGUCACCAGUGCCGAUGAAGCCAAAUUUUUUCCCCACAGUUGUGGCCGAGUCAGUCUACGGGGAUAUCAAAGUUGCUCUCUAUCAUUUAGACAACAAACUGAUCGCUACCCGUAACCCAGAGGAAAUCCGCGGAGGCGGUCUUCUGAAGUACUGCAAUCUUUUGGUGCGAAAUUAUCAGCCUGAAAACUUCGAAGAAAUCAAGGUGCUCGAAAGAUACAUGUGCAGUCGCUUCUUCAUCGAUUUCAACGAUCUUCAUCAACAGCAGCAGAAAUUGGAGAGCUACUUAGCGAAUCACUUCAUCGCGGACGAACGCGGUCAAUAUGAAUAUUUGAUGGUUCUCUACCAUAUUGUUUCUUCCUCGACGGUUUGCCUCAUGGGACACGAACGAAAACAAACCCUUCGUCUAAUAGACUUCUUGGCCAAGCAGCACUGCUUCUUGAGCUAUGGUCCUGUGGUGUAUUAUAGCAACAAGACGUACUCUGUCGCUCCGACAGCCGGUUAUAUGCCAUUCAACGACACGCUCAAUCGCCCGCCUUACAUGUAUAACAAUCUAGUUCCUUGUUUUUAGUGCUGGCAAGAUCGAAGAGGCACUGAAUUUCAGCCAACUAUUAGAAGACUGUCAUCAGGGUUCAACAUAUGUUUGACCGGAUAAUGGUCAUUUACGUAGUAAUCGUAUUUUUAUAUCGAAGGACUUGGUUUUUUCAUUUGAAACUAUAAAAUAUAUAUAUGUAUAAAAAAAUGUAACUUCGUUGCAACAUUAGAGGAGACCGUGUUAUAUGUUUAUAAUUGUAAUAUAAAAAUCAGAGAGAGAUGAUAUUAGUUUUGCUGCGUGAAGAAAACAGACUUAAAGAAAUCGAAAAAUAUUCUCCUCGUUCGAGAUGUUGGCCAAAAUGUGUUAUUUCGCAAUUCAAGGUUAUGCCGCAUUGAAAUAGCGGUAUAAAAUAAAAUAUAUCACUGUUUGUUGCGGUGAAAAACAGUAACAAAAAACAAACAGAGAGAUUGUAGACUUAAUGUUGUACUCUUACUAUAAACUUCGCUGCAAGAUGUUCUGUUGAAAAAUAUAUGUUGAAAUAUAUUUUUACUGGAGGGUCUCGUCGUUUCUGAGUUUGCUUCCGUUUGACUGACCUAUUGAUUCACAAAAAUUUCGAAAUUUGAUCUCUUUAUUGCUUGUUUCCUUGAGAAAUAUUUGAUUUCCCUGGAUUUAUCGUAGCACUGUUUCCAGCUUGCCGUAGCGGACGGGUAAAUGGUUGUCAUGAAAUUGGCGCUGUUGUUCAAAAAUUUGCCUUCAUUCCGGAGUCGACGGACAGUUUGAUGGUCUUUAACUCUGUCAGCCAAUCAGAGAACGGUCAUUUGUUCUUUUGACCAAUCAGAGCUCAUAUACAUUUCAUGACUUGAAUUGCAAAGAAAAUAUUUACAAUUGAGAAAAUUGAAGGGAUUUAUUUCUGUUCCAAUUUUGACUUUCAAUAAAAUUAAUGGAAAAGACUAAACAUUGAUCGUAAAAAGUGGAAAAAAACAGUUUUAAUUUGAGACGAACGGCUCAGGAACUCAUUUCUAAUUGGAGGAGUUACAGUACCCGUAGCAACUUAUGAGGUUGGGGAUCAGGAGAAGGAGAAUUUUUAGAAACAUUAUAUUGGGAAUCCUUUGAAAACUAAAUUCGUCAUGUGUUAAACUUCCUUUUUUUUCUCUGCCCGGAUUUUAUUUCUAUUGACUCAAAAACAAAUGAUAACAACAAAAUCCAAAGUACAGUAGAACUGGUGAUGAUUUUGGACAGUGUUGUUCCCUAAAACGUCAAUCAUUUGUUUUGUUGAUUUCGUGUUUUGGUUUGCCUUGCGUGGGUGGGACAACGGCUCUGUUCCCUCGGUUGCUGCAAAAAUACACUUAAACAGCCUAAGGACUGUCUUCUCUCGUGUAACAGGGAUAUAUCUAGAAAUCUAACAAGUGUAGUCCGCAAUAAAAAUUCUGGGGAAAACGGCGGCAUAGAAAAAUUCCCUGUAGAUUUAUUGUAGCCUGAUGGGUACCUUUGUGAUAAAGUAUAAUUUAUAGAAAAAUUCCUGGCUCUCGGAAAUAGCUCCUAGCAACUUCAAGAAGUUCUUCAAGAGGCAAGGAAUUGGAUGGCAAUAUAAAUUUUGCUAACAAUAGAAGACUAAUAGGGUUCUGCUAUAACUGGCCUUUGGGGAAUCUAUUUUAAUGUUUUGUUAUUCUCCCUUAAAAUCUUUUUCAGUUAAAAGAGCCUUAAAUUGUAGUCGUUUAGACCUGGGAAUUGAGAUGGACAGGCAGUUCGCUACCGGCAACUACAUUAGUUUUUAAUGCCUUUCAAAAUCAACCCAUGGGUUUCUCGAGAUUUUGUACGUGCGCAAAAUGAACAACAACAUUCUUAAAAUUUUUCUCUUCAAGUGCUUCGACUUGAAGUUUUGGAGAUCCCCAUGUGGUUAAACACAGCAUCUAUUUGGGCUUCAUGGUUUGUAAAUAUCGAUCGUUUUGUUAACCUCAAACGAAAAAAAUAGAUACUGAAUACACACAUGCAUAUAAUGCGAUGUGUGGCCUCGAAGCGUCUUGUUCACCAAACAAUAUGAUGGAUUGUUUUUGAACAUCAAUGCACACUGGUAGAGGGAGUGGAAGUAGACUUACAAUACGAUGCAAUACAAUACGAUAUCAGUUCCGGGGUCUCGGUGUUGAUUUGUGACAUUUAUGUGAAGUGAACAGGGAACUCGAUAUUUUGUCUAAUUCGUCUAUUUCGUCUAAUUUUUGCCGCUCGGGAUUCCAUGAACGGGGAUUUUCUUCGGUUAUCAAUGUACAUUCUUAGUACGUUAUACGAAAGAUUUUCAUGGCCUGUAGACAUCCGUUUUUGGCCAAAACUGGAAGAUAAAAAAACAAAGAAAAACAUGCGUUAUCAGAUUUUUCCGCAUUACUGGGGAAGCCGAUGUAUGCUAGCCCCAGUCUCAGACCCCAAGAUAGUCAUGAGUACAUGGUAGUAAUGUGCACGAUCAUGAAGAAGAACCGAUUCGAAAAACGAGCGGCUUGUUUUUGCUUGGCUUGUUUUCGCGUCCUACUAUCUGAAAGCCUUGCAGAGGCUAAAUUUACGCGGCGUCGUCAAUUUUCUCCGUUGCUGACCCGGAUUAGUGUGGACAGCCUUUUCCCCGGGGGGGGCUCCCAGUGUAAAAGUGACGGGGAUGCUCGCCGUCUCGCGUUUGGGUGUAAUUUGUAGAUUUUGGUCUCACUUAGGGUGUUUGUGAAGGAAAGUUACUAUAGUUGCCCAUUCAGGUAUCGCUUAGUACUGUGCAUAAAGAAAUUUACAAACAAAAAAUGCCCUGACACUGACCACACAGAAAUCUCCCUUAGGGGCCGAGUUUAAGCUUGAGCCACACCCACAUUGGUCUCCCUUAGGGAGGUUUAAUUUGAAUUUUCCGACGACUAUCCACUCGUCACUUUUCAAGUAUGGGAGUACCCCUCGGGCUGCUUUCAUCAAUAUAUAUUAUGUACGACAUAUUUACCAUAUGCUGCCGUAGCUCACCACGAUCGCUCGGCGCCAUUGCGGUGAAAAGAGCACUUUUUUUAUAGACCACCAUGAUUAGGCGCUUUUAUUUUUAAAAUGAGUCUUCGGCCAGUAUCAUGAUUGUGGUAAAAAGUCUGAUCUCCUGAGUCUGAUCAAUCGGUGAGUUUUCAUACAAGCCGGUACAGUCACUAACCGUAUUCCAAUUUUAAAAGUUUAUUUCUCGAAUUUCACAAGGCUUCCCUUGUUUGACCACCGGCCGAAGUAGUGAGAGUUAAGAAGAUGAUAAUAAGAAAUAUUUUAAAACUGGCUUCUUCGCGUGGCUAUACACUGAUCGAGGAUUUGAUCAAAGGGUCGUGAAAUUAUUAAUUCAGCCUUUUAAAAAAUUUUAAGGUCACUACGUACGUAAGGCGUUGAAAGUCACUCCUUGGAAUAACAAACGACAUUUACUAGUCUAAAGCUAAGGUGUAUUACUCGAGGAUACGGCGGGCAGGGUCAUUUGAAGAUAUCUGAUCUCCGAUCGGUUGAAUGGGGAAGGUUCUAAGGGCCUAAAGUGUUGUUCUACCUUACGGCUCUCUGUGAUAUUCUGCCUUAAAAAUACAGCCAACAUGAGAUGGCGGAACCUUUAUCUCGCGUGCAGCUAAUUAAAUUUCCGCUGGCACUCAAGUUUAGCUCUAAAUCUUACACCUGAGUGCACACGAAGAUAUUUUAGACUGCAAAACAAUCCGCUUUUUUGUCAGUCAGGAACGGGCGAAUACCCAAACAAAAGAUCUGAAGCGAGAGUGACAACGAAGUCUAAGUUUAUUUGCACGUGAUAAUUAGGAAGGGUAGGGAAAUAAAAAAUAAAGUAAAGAUAGAAAUAUAUAAGUAAAUAAACGGUUACCUUUCAUUAUUGAAGUCCCGUGAACAGAUAUUGUGCAAAAAUAAUUUUCAGCUCGGAUGUUACAUGAAUUUUUGUUACGAUGCAUGAGUGAUCGACAAUUUGCGUACACUGAGCACCUAGACAGGAAUAGUUUGUAACACAAUUUAGCUUAGUGUAGUGUGUAACACAAUUUUCCUCAAAGCAUUGUGAUAACUCUCUAUGAUGAACAAUAAUAUUCAUUUACGACCGGAAAAAAAUAUCGAUCCCUUCUAUUACGCGCACCUCAAACCACGUAAUAACAAUUUCCUCAGUUUAUUGAGUGUCAUUGAAUGAGUGCAAUUUUUCGUAAUUGUCAGAAACAAUUAGAUUAACGUAUCAUUUUCAGUGGCAUAAUUAAAUUUACAGCCGGCUCCUGAAUUUACCCACUCCUAACCAGUGUAUUCAAAAUAAAUUUCUCUCAUUAGUUUUUCAAUUCAUGGCAAAUUGAAAUGUACUUUUACGCUUUAAUUAUGAGGGAAGUUUGAGCUUCACGCCUCGGUUUGUGACGUCACUCACUCGCUUCAUCGCGCGGCAGCUGGUCUUCGUGGGAGUGUAACCUCACAGCAAAUAUUAAUAAUUAGUUUUUUAUUCUUUUCUUUCAUUGAAUUGUUUCUAUUAUUAUUUCUUGUAUUUAUGGGGUAACUGUGUUUGUUGAACCAGUUGAGGUUGGUUUGUUGCAUUGUCUGAUUUUCAAAUCAUUUGUUUGCAAACUGACCGUGACUUUCGCGCGCGCUGACUAAUUAUCGCUAGUUUUAUACGGCUUUGGCAAAAACGUACUGGUCAAAAAUCUAAAACAAAAACCUUGCCAACUAAAAACUAGUAUGCUGUACACAUGAUCAUACAGCUGGUUAUACAAAGGGAGGGGGCGGCUGUACCCCCCCCCCCCCCCCCCCCCGAAAAAAACGUGAACGCCAAAAAAGGAAGGAGCAAGUUAUGAUGAUAGCAAAAAUCAAAAUCUAAGGCGUAACAGUUGUGAUAAUACGAGCACGAUCCUCGAACCGGAAAGCCGCAAAGUUAAAGAUAAAUGAGAACUUCCCGCCCAGCUUCCGGAUUGAAACUUCCGGGUUUGGCUUGUAUUAGUGCCAAUCUCUCUCGGUUAAAAGUGGAGAGACUUGACUGAGACCCAGAGUCAAUUUCAAUAUGGCGGCGGCUGCUCGAAGCCUGAGAAACCUUCUAAGCGCAAGGAAUUAUCAGUUGGCGGGAACAUUGAAACCAAGAGCGACACUACAAAGGUGUUGCAGAGUGUAUGCCUCUACAUUCUCAUUUGUACCGGAUUCACCUUCGCCUCUCCUUGGUUAGUUGAACAAUUACAAAAAUCGCCUUGCAUAGACAAGCUUAAUUUGGUACAUAAUUCAUAAAGCUGACUCCGAUUUCAGUGAGGCUGUGCAUUAAAAGUUAAUCUAUUCAAAUUAAAAGAUAGUUCAAAUAAGAACAAUAAGACAAUAAUGCAAAUAAUUAACAUUGUGUUAUACAUCGUAAUCACUGUCUGUCUUCUCUUUGGCUAAGAGCCUACGUCUAAUUUCGGAAAUCAUCGGAACCUGCAGAUUAGUUAGUUUACUGCUAGCAGAUUAGCUACGUUUCUCUAGGUUACACACCCAAUGCAUGAUUUCCAAGAGCAAUGUCAAACUGUGUUCCAUACGAUGCUGUGUUUGUCCUUAUUUUCUUCAAAACAAUGUAUAAUAAAACAAUCAUUAAAUUCGGUUUUUUGUGAUAUCUGUAAUAAUGAAGGCCUUGGUAAGUGUUACCAGCCUCAGCCUUCGGCUCAGCUGAUAGCACUUAUAUACCUGCCAACUCUCACGCCUGCGGGUUGAAAACUUCGAUCUCAUGCCGGCUCACGCCUGCAGGCCAGUUUCUCACACCUGAUUGAAAAAUGUGAGUUGUUGCCCUUCCAAAAAUAUGUUAACUCAGACCCAUGUAAGGAACGAAAACCAUGUGUAAAUGAAUAAAUAACAAUACCUUCCUCGUGAUCUGUGAUUUUGUGGAUAAGCGUUUUCUCAGUAACUUCGCCUUCGGCAGACUUCGGACGUCUUCGGCAGACUUCGGACGUCUUCGAAAGACUUCGGACUUCUUCGGAAGUCUUCGGACUUCUUCGGGAAUCUUCGGAAAUGAUUGUGUCGUCUGCAAAAAUCCCAGAACUGCCAGGAUAAAAAUCUCACGCUUAUAUCUCAGAAAAAGUUGGCAGGUAUACACUUACCUCGUCCUUGAUUAUUCUGGAUGUCACAGAAACUUCAUCCAAUAAUAAUUGUUUGUAAGCUCAUCAGGCUAUUGCAUUUAAUAAAUCUUGCAUUUAAUUUUCUCUUGGUAUAGCGCUGGCCCUAAGCCUAAUUUUGUUAGCGGAAAUAUUGUCCUAUAAUAAAUCAGCCCUUUGCCGUAGUGCCAGCCUUGCAUUCAGUUUUGUUUUAUUUAAUAACUGUAUGCGCACCUCCCGGUGCAGGUUGAGGACAGGUGGAAUUCCUCAGGAGAAGGCCAGGAUCCUUGUAUUUUUUCUAUUAUUACUAAGAAGAAACCUCUUUACAAGCUAACCAAAAACCUGCAAUAACUCACUUUUUAUACAGACAGUAUUUUCUAAACUUACAAUUUUAAAUACACUGUCCUUGUUGUUGUUUAAUAUUAUCAUCAUCAUCAUUGCCAUUGUCAUUUUAUCAUAAUCAUCAUUAUUAUUGUGAUUUUAUAUGUCAAGUUUGAAUUUUUGGCUCUGCCUUAUUAUUGUUAAAUGAUGAUGUUUUUUUGUGGCAAGAAUUGCCUGUCUAUUAUUCAUUCAUUUGUACUUUUUCUCAUUUUUUCAUCUUUUUUUUUUAUCAAAAAAUUUAGGGCAUUUAUUGACUUGAUCAGAGUAAUGUAGGAAGAAGAACUUUUGUUUUCAGGAUGAUUUAUUAAACCAGCACAGUUUUGAUGAUAGGCAUGCAUUUUCCCGGGGGAAACGAUUUAUUUCUCAAGAAAAAUAAUACAAUAACCACUUACACCAACAGCAGUUUGUGCCAACUGUCAGUGCUUGCAUGUGUAAUUUAAGCAAAGUUAGUUGAAGUUUUUAGGCAAUAAAAAUGGACCAGCAAAAGGUUAGUUUGUUGAAUUUUGGAAAAAUUAUUUUUUGACUGUGGCCUACAACCAAAAGUUUUGCAUUUUUGUUUCAAAAGCACAGAAUGAGCAGGGAAUUUUGUUGGCCGUUUGACUGCGUCUUUGUGUGAGGAUGCAUUUUGAAAGUGCAAAUUUUGUUUCAUCACAAAAGAAAGCAGGACAAUGUGUGUACUUCAUGAAAGAAUGUGGUGUGUUCCAUGAUGAAUUUGAUCCUCGCUCUAGAGAUAAGUCAAGUGACAAUUAGUUCAUUUUAUUUCUUGACUCAAAACUUUGGUCUUGAAACUCAAGACCUGAUUCUCAAGGCGAGAUUCUGUUCUCGAAAGUUUAUUUUGAGAAUUAAGAGUCAAGUCUUGAGGAUUAAGAUGGGAGUGACUGUCAAUUUUCUUUUUAAAAUGUUCACAAGGCCUCAUCAGCUUUUACCAAACAUGAUCAUCUAGCUUCCAGAAGGUGAACCAAUGCAACCUAUGUUUGACAAGAAGACAUAAAGAUAUUUUUUUAACAAUAAAAUCAAACUAGCUCAGUCAACUCAGGUGAUGCUCAAUUUAUUGAUGAGGCAGUUAAAUACUCUAGAUUUAUAGCGUAGUAUACGAACGUCUUAUAUAAUAGUUUCAAAACUCUCUUCUUUUAGGAGAAACACAAAAGAUGAACUUGUGUCAGUCACUGACCAGUGCUAUGGAUCUUAUUCUUGAAUCUGAUUCAUCUGCAGGUAAUUUGCAUUCAUCUGUUACACAUCAUAUUAUAGAUAAUUAACAAGUAGGUGACCUAUAAUAAUCAUGAUCUGCUGGGUUUAGUGUAGUCCUGAAUAGCACUGUUGUUGACAGUAACUGACAUUUCGAAAAUCCGUGCGGUAAUCAUCUUCAGAGUCAAAGUGAGUUGUAUCAUAUCAGUUGAUUGUAUAAAACUCUGGUUAUUGACCUGGAUCUUAUUCUUGAAUCUGAUUCAUCUGCAGGUAAUUUGCAUUAAUCUAUGUUACAGGCUUUCUUAAUAAAGUAACCAACAGUUUUUUUAAAAAUUGCACUGUCGAUCUUUUGAGGAUUAUUAAUUUUAAUGCAAACGUCUGAAUCAACUUUUAAAAGCUAUAUUUCAAAGCAAUUUUUUUUACUAAUUAGUCUUGCUUGCGUAAGCAGCAAGACUUAUAAAUUGCAAAGCGUUUUUUGCCAUAUUUAGGACACAAAAAGGGGGUCAUUGUGCAAGGCUUUCCUAGCGAAGACCGUGGAAACUGGGACUUAAGAAUCUUUGCGUGAUCAAAGCCAUGCAUGUUUUGCAAAGAAAGCUUAGGAAAGCUUAAAUUUAGAACUUUUCCAAAAUGUGUCGGUCCACGAAUUCUAUCACUUAAAAGCGUUGAUUACUUUGGAACAAGUGAACACUACUGAGUAGUUGAAAAAAAAAUAGGAAUCUUAAUUAGCAAAACUGCGAUGGUCUGGUUUUGUAAACUUUCAUGGUAUGCAAAUGGGUCUUGUGACAAGCAUGCAGUUUAUUUUCGGCGAUGAUUGAAAUGACGUGCCAUCUAAAUUACUUUUUUGAUCUCUGACAAUUAUGUGAUUUUUCUGGAAUUGGGGCCCUUGAAUUUUCGUUUAUUAGACACGUGUAUAACCUGCGACCGCAGACGUAUUUUUGGUUGUCGCCAAAACACACGUACUAAAUCAAUUCAGAAACAAAUGUAAAGAAUCGAUGUUGAUAAAGGAGGAAGUAAAAAACUUUUAGAGAGUAAAUCCUGUUAGGUGUAGAAUUAAUUGCCUCCUCAUUUCUUGAUCUAAUCUCCAAGCAAGCGAGACUGAAUGCCGUUCUAGUUUGAUUUGUUCUAGUCUUUUGGAAGCCAAAGCCUUAAAAAGACGUGUAGGGGUUUUCUCAGUUUUGAUUGCUAUCAAAAGUUACAGAACAAAUUGGAAAUAGUCCUUCCCUUUUGUCCUUCAGGAACGCCGUGUCGAGUCACGACUUUCAUGUGAAAGAAAAACGUUCCCGAUUAUUCAUCCACUGAAUAUGGAAAUUCCUGCAAAAACACCGUAGGGCUGUCAAUCAAAAGACUAACUUUUACUUCCAGUGUAAAAAAACACCAUUUCUCCGCCAUUAUUGACUCUCUUUCAAAAUUUCUUUCUUUAUCAUAAAGAUCACACUACUACUAUUACUUUGAGCCAAAAAUCAAAAUUUUAACAAGAUUUUUCAUCUAAAGGUAUCUGGUGUUAACAAAAAUGGUAUUUUCCCCUUCUAGUGAUAUUCGGAGAGGAUGUUGCCUUUGGUGGAGUAUUUAGAUGUACUGUUGGAUUAAAAGACAAGUAUGGUUAGUAUAACUAAUCAGUUAGUGCGCAGCUCUUUGAAAACCUCAGAUUUCAUUGGUUUCUCAUAACAUGCAGCUCCGUUAAUUGUUUUAGGGAUAGAGUCAUUGUUUAAUAUAUUUCUAUGUCUAAUGUUUUCACAGCCAAUACUGUGAGGCCUUGUAAAGAGUUGCAUGGCACCGCUAACUAAUCAGCUAAUGACAUAUACACUCAACUAUAUUAAUUAUUGCAGACCACAAGUUAAGCCUCUUUUUUGCUUUUUAGCGAUAGUCUGUAAAAGUGGGAUAUGAGAAGAAUGUGGUGUCCAGCACGUUGGCGCCACAGAGUUUGACUUUCAUAAGACAGUGGCUUUAAAGGAUUAAAUACCUUUGUUGUUUGUAUCGACUUUGGUUUGUGUUGCCUCAUUGUUGUUAUCUAAGCAAAGAACUGAAUCAGUGUCUUUGUUUUUCAUUUGUCUUCAUACCGUUUCUAGGUAGCCUUCUGUAGUGUUAUAAACUGUACUUGUUCUUUGUUGUUUUUCUCAGUCAUCCAUUUCCUUUAUCACAACUAUGAUAUUCCUCCCCAAAGCCACAUUAAGUUCUAAAAUUGUAUUUUUAAAUGGAAUUUUUAAAAGCACUUUUUUUGAGAUUGACUGGAAGAGUAACAAAAACGUGUUGAGAAAUCUCUCCUAAUAGUUUAUUAUUAAAUUUAUUAUUUAUUAUUAAGGCAAUUUUCUACACAUGUACAUAUCACCUAAAAUCAAUUCUGAUUAUAGUUAAAAAACUUGUAUGAUGCAGAGUUAAAUUCUGCAAAACUAUGAAGUAUUUGCAGUAAUUUAGAUUCCUCUUAUACUGUGAACUUACAGCAAAUUAUGGCAUUUUUAUGUCAAUAUUUGUGACGUCAUUUCACUGCUAAAAUGACAUAUUUUUAUUCUCUAGUAACAAGUUUAUCCAUAAUAAGCAUGAAAUAUUGAUUAAGAUAACCAAAAAAUGUCUCUGGAUAUGUUUUUGACCUUUGUUUUUCAGAUUCUUGCCCUGUCUAUUACCAAUGGACAUCACAAUCAAUCUCCCUCAAUGAAAGUUCUAUAUAACAAAUACUCCAUUCUUCAUUAAUUACCCUUAUAAUGUUGUUUUACGUUACUGUAGGUAAAGACAGAGUGUUUAAUACACCAACAACUGAACAAGGAAUUGUUGGUUUUGGUAUUGGGAUGGCAGCAGCCGGUGCUACGGCGAUCAAGGUGAUCAAGUAAGUUAAAUUACAUCAAUAUUUUUUCCUGAGUAUUUUAACUACAGUCAAACCUCCGUAUGUGACCACCUAUUGUAGCAUUAAUCCAAACAUUGAGUGUUUCUCAGUCAAAGCCCUACUGUUGGAACCUGUUGCAAACAACCACCUAAUACUUUUGGGGGUUGAUAGUCUUAUCAUUUUCUGUAGUCUUAAACCUCUUGUAAACGACCACUCCUUGGUGCAAUAUGGUCUGAUCUCUUCAUUCGCUGUGAGUACUCUAAUAUGCUACUCGCAUACAAGAAGCUUUUAGCAAUAACAUGGAACUAUAUAUAUACACAUAUCAUAACUUAGAACUUUCAUGAAAUUUAGCUUAAAUUUAUUAUGUCCCAUAAAGUAGAUGAGUCUGGACCUCUUCUCAGAAGAAACCCCCCGUGGUUCAAUUCUUAAAAGCAAUCACCUCCUAUAAGCGACCACCAACUCUCCCCAUCUGGGAGUGGGUGGUCACAAAGUAACAGGAUUCAUACAGGUCUUGGAAAACCUGGAAAGUCAUGGAAUUUAAGGAUUUCAUUUUCCAGGCCUGAAAAGUCAUGGAAUUUUGUUUUCGGUCAUCGAAAGUCAUGGCAAAUUAAAGUUUUGUUUGAUAGAUCAGUUUAUGAUAAGGCAAGGACAAUGUAAGAUACAGUAAUAUAGAGAGGAGUAAUUAAACAGUGCUAACGGCAUGCAUUUUGGUGGACACCAGAGUUUGUGUCUGUUGAACUGUUUAAAGUCAAAAAAUACCCUAAAACAAGGAAAGUUUUGAAAAUUUUUGAAAGUGACAGCUAAACCUAUAAUUAUGGAAAACUUGAAAAGGUCAUGGAAAAAGCCACGGAAUUUGAAGCGCUCAAACGAGUACGAACCCUGAGUGAGGUUUGACUGUGUAAUUCAAAUAUGCAGUUUCAUUUAACUUGAUGCCAAAAUAGAAUAUCACUACUAUAAAUGACUGAUUAAGCGCCGCUACUUGAAUGAGCCCCGUCCUCGAAUAAGCACUGCACCUUUAUGGAAAAAAGUUAAUAAACAUUGCUCUUGAGUAAGCGCCGCGGCAGGUAUUUACAAAUUAAUGCCCAACCUUUGUUACGGCACUUGAUAUAAAGAGAUAUCAACACCAUGUUGCUUGAGAAAUAAGACCUUGACCAACUCGUGAGUUCUUAAGUUUCAAUCUAGGGAAACUCUUGAAACUGGGUUCAUGUGACAGUUUGAGGUGUACAUAUUUUAUAUUAAAUUGUGCAUACCUAGUACGCACCUCACUUAAUUCUCUCCAUAUUCCGGGAAUCCCCUCAGUGUUUUGUCUGUAGUUGAAAUAAGUGCCGCUGUCAAAUAAGUGCCGCUCUCGUAUAAGCGCCGCACCUAUAACAGGGAAAAUGAAGUAAGCGCCAGGGUGCUUAAUCGAUCAUUUACGGUGCUCUUUGUGUUUUUUUCUGUAGUGCCAAUAAGGUGAACUGUUUCCUUUGGUCAAACAUUUCCUUUAUUCUAAAGACCUUUAUAAUUUUAUUCUAAUUUAGCAGGCUUUACAGGCGACUCCCAAUAUUACCUUCAAGGGAAAUCAAAAAGGUUCGAUUUAUCGGAAGUUUGGUUCAAAUAACCAAAAAUAAGGAAAUGGGGUGGGAAGGAAUGCAAGUUCCAUACACACUUCACUUCAAGGGCAGCAAGAGAUAAUUUUGAUAUUUGGAAACAAAAAGACAAGACUCCUGUCACUGUUUGUACUUAAAGGGCUUCUUUUUUCUUGUUUUACUGUAGCUUGUAAAUGAAGCUGCAAAGUUUAGAUACCGUUCAGGAAAUCUUUUUAACUGUGGCAGCCUCACAGUGCGAGCUCCUUGUGGAGCCGUGGGACAUGGUGCACAUUAUCAUUCUCAGUCAGUGGAGAGCUUCUUUGCUCAUGUACCAGGACUAAAGGUACAAGUUUUUUUGUUCUCCUUGGUUUAGCUCUGUGUAGUUCAUUUUCACCCAUUUUCACAUCGGAAAUGCCAACUGAAGCUCUACUGGAUGGUCAACAAAAAUGGAAAAAUUUGGUGCAAAUAAUCUGGAACCCUUUCCCACCCCCUCCCCCAAUCACAUAUAGUUUAUUUGGCUUGUUUUAGUUACCUUGAAUAUGGCACAACAUUGUUCAGGGUGGAGGUGGGGAUUGGGGGAGAUUAGGCUUUAUUUAUGCCACCAACAUGUAAGUAAAUUAGUAAUAAAUUUAUUUCGAAAGCCAAAUGUGUGCCUAGUUUAGCUUGAAGUUGCAGUUAACGUGGCAUUUGUUCCAGAGGUCUGAUCUAAAUUCGUUUUUUUAUGUGUGAGGAUUGCUUUGUGUCAAGCAUUUUUGCAUGGAAUGAGAGUCGGAAGGUGUGCCUUUUGACUUAAUUUGUAUAGGUUUUCGUACUUGCAUGCAUGCACGUGUUUGCAUUUGUUAUGCUUUAAAUACAUAUUAACUAUUUCUGUAGUCCAUUUUGUGGUUUUGCAUGCUAAAUGAUGUUUUUUUUUUUCAUUUUUAGGUUGUCAUUCCCAGAGGGCCUAUUCAAGCCAAAGGACUUCUAAUUUCAUCUGUCAGAGACAAAAACCCAGUCAUCUUCUUGGAACCCAAGAUCCUGUACAGACAGGCAAUGGAAGAGGUGGCAGUUGCAGAGUAUGAGAUAUCACUCUCAGAGGCUGAAAUACUUGAGGAGGGUGAGUCUAGGCUUUGAUUUUGGUCGCAAUUUUUGCUUCAAGCAGAGAAUUGACCAUUUUGAAACUACUCAGAAUUGUGUAGGAUCACUGAUGAGCCAUAAACUUUAAAUUUAAAAAUUGCUUCCGAACAUGGUUGCCCGGGGGAGCAAGGAGUCGAGGGUACACAGGGAAGCAAGACGGUGAAGGGAGGCAAUGAUGGUCUAGGGGAGCAAGGAUGGAGCAGGAGAGGUAGGAUGGUGCAGUGGAGCAGGGAUGGAGUUGGGGAGCAGGGAUGGAGCUGGGGAGCAAGGAUUUUGCAGGGGAGCGAGGAUGGUGCUGUGGAGCAGGGAUGGAGCUGUGGAGCAAGGAUGGUGCAGGGAAGCAAGAAUGAUGCUGUUGUAAAAGCACUUGGCUGUCACCGAUGUGGCCCGGAUUCAACUCCCGGCAUCAAUGCCAUAAUGAUAUGUUGGUUGUCUUCUUUGUUGCAAGAGGUUUUUCUGCAGGUACUCCGGCUUUCCCGUUCUUCAAACACUAAAUUUGUACAUUCCAAUUGGACUAUCAUUAUUAGUAAAUCCCCCCUCCCAUCUAGAAAUGCCAAUAAAUAGUUACUUUAGCUUCAUGCUUUCCUUACAGGCUGAAACUUUCUAUGGAAUGUUCAUGGAAAUAAUCUAGAACUUGAUUGUCCCUUGUGGGACAGUAGUGGCAGAAGCCACACAAAGCCCAAAGCAAUAGUUCAACCCGGUUUCCUAAGGAUAAAGAACUGAGGAGCAUUACUGCGUCUCUAUGAACCCAUUAUCAGUUUACUUACAGUACUCCGUCUCCCCUCCAUAUAGGAUACAAGGACCCCACCAGUCCAACAAUUUAGGAUCACAUCUAAAGGACCCAAAAAGAAUUUAUACACCAAUUUCUGUUUGUUUAGCGCAUCUUUGAACAAAUGGUUGAAAAUUGAGAAAAGUGGGAUUGGUGCCCGGAUCCAAAAUAUGGGCUAAUAGCAUUCAGUCAAGCAGUUUACUUAAUUUCUGUUUGUUUAGCAAACAUCUUUUGAUUUUAAAAACAGCUACCGGAACAUUUUGGUUGAAAAUUAUAGGUUAAAGGGUCCCAGCGGCACAUCCCCACCCAGAAAUUCCUAAAGUGGGGGGAUUGGUGCAAUCAGUCUACACUGUGAGCAGUCUCUCCUUUGCUCGAAAAUCUGUGAGCAAAUGAGAGUUGGUGCAGUAUGUGAAUAUGCUAGUGGCAAAGGCGCAAGCAUUGAGUUGUGCGGGCGCCAGUACAAGCUAGACUACGAGUAGUCCCCCAUUUUUCCUCAGGGAUAUUAGAGCGAACGAAACGCGAGCGCGUUUCUCUCUCCCCGCCGCGUGUCGCGUUUUCUCGCGUGGGGUGAUUUUCACGCCCGCUCGCGUUUCACUCGCUCUACUAUCCCUGAGGAAAAAUGGGGGACUACUCGUAGUGUAGUACAAGCAAAUGGAGCUCUUUUUGCUCGUACUGGCGCCUGCACAAUUAGCUGUUUGCGGCUUCGCCACUCAAAUACUCACACUGCGACCAGACUCGCUCUCAUUCGUUCACAGAUUUUCCAACUAAAGAGGGACUGCUCGCAGUCUACAGUCAGCGGUGUAGACAAAAGGCUGAAAGAGGGUGGUGGUGUGGUUUAAUAAAUUUUCAAUUCAAAAUCAGAGCUAGCUGAAGUAGCCAAUGGGCCCUCAAAUAAACGCCAGCUAUGGAAUGCGUUCCCCCAAGUAAACGCUGCUCCCAAUCAGAGGAGUGCUGCGUUUAUUCGAGGAUUAUAAAAAAAAUCUCUGUACAACUUUGUAGUCUACACAGUUCAGAAAAUUGUGAUUCUAUCUCACCAAAAGCUAGAUAGGUAUUUAAUCGAAUAAACACAGUAAAACAAUACUUUGAAACAUUAAUGAAGUAAAAAAUGAACACAUUCUUCAAACUCAUCAUUAAACAGUAAUAUUUCCUAAAAAAAAAGGGAAAUAAAAUUUGAACCAACCAAGGAUAAAGUUUGAUCACAAUAUGUACACAGGGUACUAGUGGGAGAGGGAAAAAGUACACCUCUCUGGUCCGCUUCCUUGCCCCACCCUCUCUUUGACUCAUCCACCAGUACUCAAGUGAAUUCUAGUGCUCAUGUGUUGACGGGAGACAUAAUUUGACCGCGGGGUAUACAGCAGGGCUGUCACCAAGGGUCGUAGACUGGGGGCUUUCCCCCGGCUAUGAUAGGCAUGUCCCUAGUCUACUUUCACAGGAAUUAAAAGGAAAAUCGUACCACAUGUGUUACCAGAAGACAUGGACUGCAGGGUAUGCAGGGCUGUCACCAAAGGCCGGGGACCAGGGUUUUCUCCUGGCUACUUUCAUAGGAAUUCAAAGGAAUUAUAGUAGUACAGUCGUACCUCCGCUGACGGCCACCUCUCUACAAUGGCCACUUUCUUCUGUCCCCAAGUGGCCGUUGUCGAGGUGUUCAAUUGUACCAAAAGAACUCCAUAACUGCUUAGUUCCCCGCCUAAUAACUGCAUAAACCCGGCAACUAGAAAUCAUGGUAACAGCAAAGUGCUUGAGAUAAUUUUGAGACGUACUACAGAUCCUGAGUACAAGUCAUUCUUUGAAAAAUUUGAUUUCAGGUUCUAAUGUGACAGUUGUUGGAUGGGGAACUCAGGUGCAUGUUUUGCGUGAUGUCUGUAAGAUGGCAAAAGAUGAGCUUGGUGUCAGUUGUGAGCUGAUAGAUCUUCAAACAAUUCUUCCUUGGGAUGAAGAAACUGUCAUUAAGGUAUCUUAAAAUACGUAGCUUGAAUUUGUUUGCCCAACAGCACACACUUCCUUUGGUUGCUUCAAGGUCAUGUGACAUGUGACAAUAAAACUGUUUCCCACCCAAAAGUCUCUGAAAGAGCGAAACAACACAUUCUUUGAUGUGUGUGAGCAAUUACAAAUGUUAAAAACUGCUUACUGAGAUGUACUGUCAUAAGUUUCAACACGAAGUUUUUCUUUGUGGGCUGCUAUAACAAAUCUCUUAAUAACCAGUCCCUUGGGAAACUUGUUAAUUUUGUUUCCUUCAGCUACACCUCGGGAAACUUUGAGAUUCCCAUGGGAAUUGUCUUUAAGUGCCCAUUGUUGUUUGGAAUUUUAAAAGUGUUUGUCAUUGCGCCAGUAGUAUAAUCAAUGAGAUAACUAGAGUUGCAUUAUAUUAGUCAAUCUUAGUAUCAGUGCUUUCAUGAAAAAGGUGUCUAAAAGGAUCAAAUGGUUUUGUGUUUUAGUCUGUUCUAAAAACAGGAAGGCUUCUAAUAGCACACGAGGCUCCUUUAACUGGUGGAUUUGCUGCAGAAAUUGGCAGUACUGUACAGGUAAUCACUAGUGAACAUGUCACGUAAAUCUUAUUGGACAGUUUAGUGUGUAGAAUAUUUUUACGAGUCACACCGUAUUUUGGCGAGCCCGUAGGGUGAGUCAAAAUACAAGAGACGAGAAAGAUGAUUAAAAUAAACUCAUUAACCCUUUAAGCCCCAGUAUCUACAUACAAAUUCUCCAAACUGAUCACGGUACAUUUCGUUAAAGAAUGAGUUAAGAGAAUUUGAUAAAAGAUCAAGGCAUUUUUACUCAGGUGAUCAUUUUAUUAAUUCUCAUAACUUAUCUGUUGACAAUGUAUGGAUAUUGGUAGGAGAAAAUUGAUCUUGGUCACUAUUGGGACUUAAAGGGUUAAAUACGUAAAACGAGGAUGCGUGACAGACUAACGUGACUCCUUUGCAAGUCCAGUUUUGCGCACGCUUUAUGCAACGUUGUUGCUGAUUGGUCUAACUAGAUUACUCAGCAAAUCAAAUUUUCUCGGAUUUCUCGGGUUUUCUUCGGCGCUUCAGGGUGUUGUCUGUUAGACAUUUGCAAGGAAAACAGAGAUGGAAUGACAAAUUAUUGUGAGGCUUAUGCCUGGUAAAACCGACUGCAAGAAGGUAAACUGAGCCGAGAAAAUUGCGACGGAAAGCUAAAAAUAUCUCCUUCAAAUUCAAGGAGUUUCAAACAGCUACUAUACUCGUAAACAACGGACUUGAAACCUCACGGAGAAAAUAUGUACUCAAAUACACAUCGGGUACCCACGUUGUGAUUACACAUACAUUACCAUGUUCCUCCAGUGAUAUCAUAGGUGACGAAUUACUCCUAAUUUUGGCCCGAAAUUUCAGCGUUCAUUUGUAAUUUCACAUGUGAAAUUACAAAAUUGCCAUGGCAACCUUCCGUACGUCUCAGUGUCAAGAUGGCGACGAAGUUUUAAAAUGCCGUGAAUGAAGAUGUCAGGGCACAAAAAGACGCUUUAGAAAACCUGAACACACAAGAGAAUAUCAGGAAGGAUUCUAACAGGUAUUUUAUCGAAAUAGUCUGAAAAAUUCUGAACUUUAUAAGCCAAAUUUAAGGUCUAAACAUUUGAGAGAGUGGAGUUCUCGAUAGAUACGAUCCAGGAUAACAUGUCAAAAAUCCAAGAUUGCUAGCGUUAUUCGUCACCCAUGAUAUUAAUAGGUAAUCAAAUGGUAUACUCGUGAAAUUAGGGAAUAAUUUCACUUGCGUUUUGACCAAAUCCUUUUGGACAAAACGCGCGUGAAAUUAUUCCCUAAUUUCACUCGUCACCAUUUGAUUACACAUACUAAACAGAGGCAAGUGCUCCCCUGGUAUCGAUUGACUUUCUCGUGCUUCACGCUCGUUCCCGCGACGUCGUCGCUCAAAAAAGUGUGAACUUGUCCUAAGUCGAAAAAGUCUGGGACACGAGCCCAUAAUCCAGAGCGAGUAGCUAUUACACUAGGCUUAUGUCUCGACGUUUUCACGGACCGGUUUAUUUUUAGAUAUAUUUUAGUGCACUUCUUCCCUCGAAAAUGGAAACUCUCCUCCUUCUAUGAACGUAUUUGAAAUAAAACAACAUCAAAAUUGAAAACUAAACGUGAUUAAAAGGUCCAAAUUACCAUUUUUAGGACUAGGAAUUGUUUACUGGUUUGUGGGACUUAUGAAAUAUUAUAAAUUCGCGCCAAAGUCGUCCUAAAGGUAAACUUGGUUGGUGAAACGCCGUACGACUCCAUCGCGAGUACAUGGAAGUUGCUCACUCCAGGUUAUGGAUAAAUCCAACAAGAAUCGUUAUUAUUCUAAAGUGAAGGAUUCUUAUUAGUUCAGUUAUGUUAAGGCUAAUUAAAAAAGAUUUUCGAAUCUCAUAAAAAAAAGAUAACGUUUUUCUUUCUUGGGGAGAGUGUUAUUUUUUAAAUAGAAGAAGGUAAUUUAUCGUUGAAAAUUUACCCUCCUUUAACGAGAUUUUCCCUUUCCCAUCCUAACAACUGCUGUUUUCUCCAUAACUUACACUUUCUAAUUUUCAAUCAGAAGAGUGCUGCGUUUAUUCGAGGAUUAUAAAGAAAAUCUCUCUACAACUUUGUAGUCUACACUAUUCAGAAAAUUAUGAUUCUAUCUCACCAAAUGUCACAUAGGUAUUUUAGCGAAUAAAUACAGUAAAACAAUACUUUGAAGCAUUAAUGAAGUAAAAAAUCAACACAGUCUUCAGACCCAUCAUUAAACAGUAAUAUUUCCUUAAAAAAAGGGAAACAAAAUUUGAACCAACCAAGGAUAAAGUUUGAUCACAACAUGUACACAGGGUACUAGUGGGAGAGGGAAAGAGCAUACCUCUCUGUUCUUCCUCCUUGUCCCCCAGCCGUCACUUCCCCCCCCCCCCCUCUUUGACUCACCCAUCAGAACCCAACUGAAUUCUAGUGCUCAUGUAUUAACAGAAGACGUAAUUUGACCGCAGGGUAUUCAGCAGUGCUGUCACUAAGGGUCUUAGACUGGAGCUUUCCCCCGGCUACUAUAGGCAUGUCCCUAGUCUACUUUCACAGGAAUUGAAAGGAAAAUCGUACCGCAUGUGUUACCAGAAGACAUGGACUGCAGGGUAUGCAGGGCUGUCACCAAAGGCUGGGGAUCAGGGUUUUCUCCCGGCCACUUUCAUAGGAAUUCAAAGGAAUUAUAGUAGUACAGUCGUACCUCCGCUAACCGCCACCUCUCUACAAUGGCCACUUUCUUCUGUCCCCAUAAAGUGGCUGUUGUAGAGAAGAAGAGAGAGAACUGCUGUUUUCUCCAUAACUUACACUUUCUAAUUCUUGAUUUGUCGCAGGAACAUUGUUUCCUAAAUCUUGAAGCUCCCAUUCAACGUGUCUGUGGAUGGGACACAUCCUUCCCUCAUAUCUUUGAACCAUUUUAUCUGCCGGACAAGUGGAGAUGUUUUGAAGCUGUGAAGAAAAUUACCAACUAUUAA